AUGUCAUCAGCAACCUUCCACCCUUUCUCUCGUCUGCCUCCUGAGAUUAGGCUUCUCAUUUGGGAGCAAUGCCCUACCGACCGGAGCGAGCACCACGAUGUAACAGAGCACAGGUCUAAGGACUAUGGACUACUGGAAACAUGGUUUUAUCCUGGACAAGAUAAAAAGCGCGCGUUCCGGAUCAAUAGAAGGUUUUGGCAUGCAUGCAACGAAUCAAGGCGUGUCAUGAAGAAACAUAACAAACAACAAGGGCUUCUUGCUAAGAAGAGACGCAAGUCUGGACGAUUGUGGGACCCUGCGAUCUGCGCUGGACCCUGCUCAAUUCCCGGAUGCUCAGGAUACUCAGGACCAGGACGUCGUGGGCGAUAUAACCCGCGGUGCAGGACUUUUUACCCAGGACACAUGACACAGUUGCGUAUAGGGUAG
This is a messenger RNA of Fusarium graminearum PH-1, 426 nucleotides long. RefSeq lists its product as uncharacterized. The record is from RefSeq and is a predicted model, not a curated record. Lineage: Eukaryota; Fungi; Ascomycota; Sordariomycetes; Hypocreales; Nectriaceae. Bases 1 to 426 code for a protein of 141 amino acids. The transcript has a single exon.